Saccharomyces kudriavzevii IFO 1802 is the source of this 1860-nucleotide messenger RNA. It is a transcript of the gene TAT1, whose product is annotated as amino acid transporter TAT1. Gene Ontology annotation, molecular function: amino acid transmembrane transporter activity. Bases 1 to 1860 code for a protein of 619 amino acids. Gene Ontology annotation, biological process: amino acid transmembrane transport. Gene Ontology annotation, cellular component: membrane. The transcript has a single exon. The record is from RefSeq and is a predicted model, not a curated record. Lineage: Eukaryota; Fungi; Ascomycota; Saccharomycetes; Saccharomycetales; Saccharomycetaceae.
AUGAACGACAGUGACAGUUUCACUCCCAACGAAGCUAGUCUAGCGCCCUAUCCACAUAGCCUACAUGACAGGGGGAAUGCUGAAAAAAAGAAGAGGGACUUCACAAUAACAGAAAAGCAGAACGAGGAACCAGAACAGCAAGGAAGUCCUCAAAAGACGGAUAGGAAACCCAAACUACGGAACGAAUUUAGAAAAUUUUUCGACUCUUUCAAAAGACAGCUGCCAUCUGACCAGAACUCUGAACUAGAGUCACAAGAAAAAAAUAACUUGAGGAAGUCCAUCAAAUCACGCCAUUUGGUCAUGAUUAGUCUUGGUACCGGUAUCGGUACAGGGUUGCUGGUCGGUAACGGUCAGGUGCUCGGAACUGCAGGUCCCGCCGGGUUGGUCCUUGGUUAUGGUAUAGCCUCUAUAAUGCUUUACUGUAUCAUCCAAGCCGCCGGUGAAUUGGGUCUUUGUUAUGCAGGACUAACGGGUAAUUACACUAGAUAUUCUUCCAUUUUGGUCGACCCUUCGCUGGGGUUUGCCGUCUCCGUGGUCUACACCAUCCAGUGGUUGACUGUUCUGCCCUUACAGUUAGUCACAGCUGCAAUGACAGUCAAAUACUGGACCAAUGUGAACGCAGACAUCUUUGUCGCCGUCGUUUUCAUUUUCGUCAUCAUCAUCAACCUGUUUGGAUCUAGAGGCUAUGCUGAAGCCGAAUUCAUUUUCAACAUCUGCAAGAUAUUGAUGGUAGCCGGAUUCGUCAUUCUAGCCAUUGUCAUCAACUGUGGUGGUGCAGGUGACAGAAGAUACAUCGGUACUGAAUACUGGCACAAUCCUGGACCAUUUGCUCAUGGAUUCAAAGGUGUCUGUACUGUGUUCUGUUACGCCGCGUUUAGCUACGGUGGUAUCGAAGUCCUGCUUCUAUCUGCUGCUGAGCAGGAAAAUCCAACAGAAUCUAUUCCAAAUGCCUGUAAGAAAGUGGUUUAUCGUAUUUUGUUGAUUUACAUGUUGACGACUAUUUUAAUUGGCUUUCUUGUUCCAUACAAUAGUGACGAACUAUUAGGCUCCGGUAGCUCUUCCGGAUCCCAUGCAUCCCCAUUCGUUAUUGCUGUUUCAUCCCAUGGUGUCAAGGUCGUGCCUCACUUCAUCAAUGCAGUCAUUUUGAUAUCUGUGAUUUCUGUUGCCAACUCUUCAUUAUAUUCUGGGCCAAGACUACUACUGUCAUUAGCAGAGCAAGGUGUUUUACCUAAAUGUCUAGCUUAUGUUGAUAGAAACGGCAGACCCCUGCUUUGUUUCCUCGUUUCACUUGCCUUCGGGUGCAUUGGAUUUGUGGCCACAAGUAAUGCCGAAGAACAGGUCUUCACGUGGUUAUUGGCCAUUUCUAGCCUUUCCCAACUGUUUAUCUGGAUGUCGAUGUGCUUGUCACACAUUAGAUUCAGAGACGCCAUGGCAAAACAAGGUCGUUCAAUGGAUGAAGUUGGAUACAAGGCGCAAACUGGCUAUUGGGGGUCUUGGAUUGCGGUAUUGAUUGCGGUGUUCUUCCUAGUUUGCCAAUUUUGGGUGGCCAUAGCUCCUGUUAGCGAACAUGGGAAAUUGGAUGUCAAAGUGUUUUUUCAAAACUAUUUGGCGAUGCCCAUUGUUUUGCUUGCUUAUUUUGGUCACAAAAUGUACUUUAAAUCGUGGAGAUUUUGGAUUCCAGCAGAGAAAAUCGAUCUGGACUCACACAGAAACGUAUACCUUCCUCCAACGUCCACAGGGGCCGACAAAAUUGAUGACGAUGAUGACGUUACCGAAUAUGAAACUUCAGAAUCAUCGGAAAAUCUACACAGUUCACGUCUAAACAAGUCUUUCAAGAAAAUGGUCAAUUUUUGGUGUUAG